AUUAUCUGAGUUUACCACCGUUGGACACUGCUAUUUAUUUAUUACCACCGCUCUUCUUAAUUUACUUCUUGUUAGCUGCGCCGCCUUCAGUUGUUACUAAAUUUGACUUGGAAAAACGCCAAAUAAGGACGCAAUUUUAGAUUAAAAAAUCAAGGUUGUUUCUGUUUUAUUGAGUCAAUUUUGACAUCUUUCGGGAAUAAUCAUUGUUUAUUGGCCAGCACAGGUAGAAAAUCAAAUUUUCAGACUGGUCGCUCAGAAAUUUUGUUGAUUUCCCAUUUAUUUCGCCUGCCUUUGUAAAAUUUAGCUCAAUUAUUGGGCAUGAUUGCUCUACCAAGCUCAUAGAAGAGCUUCACGCGUGAAAAAUUUUGACUAGGUGAUGUUACUUUUUCCAGUGACCUUAACAAUUCUAGAACAAAAUCUUUCAUUUACAUAAUUCUUUGAUACUACCCAAAAUAGCCCUAUUUUUUCUAAACAUUAUUACCCAAAUUUAUUUCUCAUUAUUACCCAACAUUACCUAUUAUUACAGUAAGAAUUACCCAGCGUUACCUUGUAUAUAGUUCUUUGAAGUUUGAUUAGCAAAAUGUGGCUGCUGGAUUAAAGUUACUUCUUCUCUUUUAAUCUGUCACUGACCUACCCGACCCAUAACUCUUGUUAAGUACAAAACAAAAGCUAUACACAAAUAUAGUUUUUUCAUGUGUAAAUAAUUCAGCAAUCUAGACAACCGCCUAAUCACAGCAGCAAAUUCAACUUAUGCAACAAAACACAUGAAAAAAACUAUCAACAUGUUUUUUGCUACCAGAAUAGGUGAACAAAUAUUGAAAUCACUAAUAAACAGUGGCAAAAUCAUUACUUUUGAUGGAACUUUCGACCGGACAGAAUGAAUCGCGAAGUUAUCCGCUUGCUUGGAAUUAUCAGAAUCAGAGGGAAACCCACAAACUGCGUCCUGUUUACGACAACUUGGAUUAUAAUCUGUUUUUUGGUUUUAUUCGGCGAGGCUAGAUACUCAGACAACGACCAUCAAUUCAAGUUCGAAAUCACAGAGGAGAACCACGGCACGUGGCUGGCGGAGAAGAUCAAGUUGAACUCCUCCAAGUACGUGCGACCAGUGAAGAACCAGUCCUCGACUGUGGACGUGACCUUCAGACUGAACCUGUACCAGAUAUUGGGCGCAGACGCUGUCAACCAACACAUACACUUGCACUUCUGGGCAGAAAUGAAAUGGUACAACGAGUUUAUCCAGUGGGAUCCGAGUAAGUUCGGGGGUAUCAACAGACUGGACUUCGAGUCCAAGUACAUGUGGAUCCCAGACAUCAUGUUCUUCAACCAGCUGUCGGACGAGCACUUCAACGAACACUUCCCCGCCCCGCCGUCCAUCAUGCACGACGGGGAGGUACUGGUGCUGAAGCCCUUCCGGGUCAACCUCCAGUGCCGACUAGAAGUGCUUCACUUCCCGUUCGACUUACAGCACUGCAAAUUUGAAGUUGGGUCGUGGGCUCACUUCAGUCACCAGAUUUCCCUCCGACCGAAACUGGACGUGGAGACUGGCCAGAUCAGAGCCGCCGACCUGCAGUUCUUCCAGAACAGCUCCAUCUUCGAACUGGACAGCUUCACUGUCAUGGAGUACACGUACACAGAUCCGGAGUUCGGAAACCUACCUUUCAACGGACUCCGCUACACAAUCAAAUUUCACAGAUACACAGCCUACUUCGUCAUCAAUCUAAUCAUGCCGAGCUUCAUGAUAAACGUCCUUUGCAUCUUCAACUUCAUGAUCCCCUGCUCCUCGGGAGAAAAAGCGGGAUACGGAAUCACAGUCUUCCUAGCCCAGUCAGUGAACCUGAUGGUGGUGAUGGAGAUGAUGCCGCAAGGCGGAGUCUCAAUUCUCGGAAUGUUCCUCGCUGUUUCCAUCGCUCUGAUUGGCUUGUCACUCCUGAUGAACAUCAUCACCCUGAGGGUCUACUCUCCUCAGGACUGCUCGGUUCCCCCCUCGAUCCGGUUACGGAAGCUGGGUAAACGUCUGCAGUGUCUGGUCGGACCACGUGACGUCCCACGCGACAUAGUGCUUUCUCAGAAGAAUUUUUACAAACUUUCAGAAACAUUCUUCGACGCCUUAUCGGUCGACGACCUGACCUAUACCGUGCAACCGGGAGGAGCUUCGGCAACUUACGACGAUUUGCUCUCGUCGAACGUUUCGGAUCGUCACUUUGUCGCCAACAAAUUGUUCGAGAAACAGUUGGAGCCAAGUCUCAAUCACGAAAGUCCUCGUUCGGCCAGUUCACCCGAAGAAAUAACUCAAACAUCCCCCACCAUUCCAGUAACCCAACAGAAUGGAAUUAAACAAAACGCAAGGGUUCGCUACAAAAACGAUGACAAUUCUUCGGCCGAUCGCUACAGACCCAAUGUGGACAUCAAUGAUUCGCAAAAUGGCAUCAAAGCUGUCAGUUCUAACUUGAACAAUUUCACGAAGCCGAUCAUCUCAGAAAGUCGAAAAAGAAAUAAAAUUUUACUACCUGAAACGGCAAAUUUCUUAAGCAACCCAAUUGGAUCUCCAAGUUUUGGUGCAAAGAAAUACUCAGAGUCUGACACUGCUUUGAACGACCGAGCUUUGCUAGAAAGCCUCGAAACAGAUCCGACGAAGCCUCGUGUAAACCCUCACAAUUACACAGCUGAGUAUCAGUUUUUGGCCGAGACGAUCAAUCGGUUCAACGCGUUCAUAUUUUCUGCUUUGCUCAUGUUGACUUGUGGACUAUACUGGAUUUAUCACGAUCCAACAAGUUUUGCUAAUAACUACAAUAAAUGAUAAAUGAAUAUGAUGGUGACAAAACAAAAAUUUGUUGGUUUCGAAAGAGCGUCCGAAAAUUGAAAGUGUUUCGUUUCCAAUUUGAACGACUCAUUAAAAUUGAGUAUGUCUAUGAUUGUACAGUACACAUAAUGAGUUAUCUAGGAUCCCUAGUAAACA
Messenger RNA from Symsagittifera roscoffensis, 2956 nucleotides. Its product is annotated as 5-hydroxytryptamine receptor 3A-like. Gene Ontology annotation, biological process: monoatomic ion transmembrane transport; regulation of membrane potential; chemical synaptic transmission. The coding region runs from base 878 to 2797 and encodes 639 amino acids. Lineage: Eukaryota; Metazoa; Xenacoelomorpha; Acoela; Convolutidae. Gene Ontology annotation, molecular function: transmembrane signaling receptor activity; transmitter-gated monoatomic ion channel activity involved in regulation of postsynaptic membrane potential; excitatory extracellular ligand-gated monoatomic ion channel activity. The transcript is spliced from 6 exons. Gene Ontology annotation, cellular component: plasma membrane; synapse; neuron projection. The record is from RefSeq and is a predicted model, not a curated record.